CAGCCCCAAGGUCUCUUACGACCUACGUGCGCGUUGGACACAGAAACCUUCAGAAUCCUCUAACGGACGCAUAUUAAAACUUUCUCCGUGAAUCAUUGUUGGUGAUUUCUCCAUUUUCUCCCACCUUUAAUGCCUCCGCUUGAUGAUGUUGAUGUUGAAGUAGUCCAGGAGGAACUCUCUUACGAGGAGAAAUUAAAAUUCGCUAUUCCGAUUGCUCAACCCAUUGCCAGUGAAAAACUUACUUCGCGUUUAUACAAAUUAGCUCGGAAAGCGAAGCGAUGUAAGAAGGCUGACUGUGGAAUUAAGUCCAUCAUUAAGGCAAUAGAAAAGAAGAAGACUAUGGGAAUCGUCGUUCUUGCCGCUGAUGUGAGCCCUAUGGAUUCAAUCACACACUUGCCGAUUAUCUGUGAGGAGAAUCGCAUCCCAUACUGCUACGUCCCCUCCAGAAUGGAUCUUGGUGCUAGCAUUUCAUCGACGACUCCCGUGCCGGCAUUGAUGUUGGUUCGGGAUGAGCAGUACGCAAAACUUUACGAUAAAUGCCAUUCUGUUGUUGAUGCUUUACCGUUACCAAUAUAAACGCUCUCACAAGCUG
Dicrocoelium dendriticum is the source of this 592-nucleotide messenger RNA. Lineage: Eukaryota; Metazoa; Platyhelminthes; Trematoda; Plagiorchiida; Dicrocoeliidae. The record is from the annotation of a GenBank genome assembly.